Rodentolepis nana is the source of this 546-nucleotide messenger RNA. The record is from the annotation of a GenBank genome assembly. NCBI's taxonomy places the organism in Eukaryota, Metazoa, Platyhelminthes, Cestoda, Cyclophyllidea, Hymenolepididae.
AUACCACCUUCCUUUUCAUCUACCGACUUCUGUGGAGCGUUGGGAGUUUUAAAUCCCGAGGGUUGUGUGACAUCCCCCUCUUAUUCUUUCACCACAGGAGGUGGAGCCGUAGUUUCCUCCAAUAGUAAUGUAUUUGGUAGCAGCAGCUUUUACUCCAAAUUGCUCUUCCGCAACUCCCGACGCAAAUCCCUUUCUACCCCAUCAGCGGGUUCCUCUGGUUGUUCUUCGCCGGCCUUCCAAAUGUCUACUGCAUCUACCCCAUCCUCCUCUGCGUCGAUAUUUGGUUCGAAAUGUUUUGGAAAUCUCCUUGGUGGUAAUGGCAGUGGCACCCAUUCGGCUUACAAUCUUGAUUCCGGUGUUGCUAUAGGCUGCCAACAACAACAGUCACAUAAACCACAUCGAAGACUAUUUGUAAUGAGGCAUGCGGAGCGAGUGGACAUUUGCUUUGGACGAGCUUGGAUUACUCGUUGUAUUGAUAGGAGAGGAGCUGAUUUGACGGAGGUGGAACUCGGCAUUUCGGAGGUCCUCGAAACAUACCCAUCUUGA